Pseudozyma hubeiensis SY62 is the source of this 663-nucleotide messenger RNA. RefSeq names its product molybdopterin synthase catalytic subunit. Gene Ontology annotation, biological process: Mo-molybdopterin cofactor biosynthetic process. Lineage: Eukaryota; Fungi; Basidiomycota; Ustilaginomycetes; Ustilaginales; Ustilaginaceae. Gene Ontology annotation, cellular component: cytosol. The transcript has a single exon. The record is from RefSeq and is a predicted model, not a curated record. Bases 1 to 663 code for a protein of 220 amino acids.
AUGUCAGCCGGUCCGAACUUGGGCAGCAAUGCAAACACUUGCUCGUCUGAAGCGACUGCCUCAACAGCGGGUGGCAUCAAGAGUCCUCACGGUGACGAAGCCAUCCUUACCUACGAUGUGCUGGACGAAAAGCAAGCGAUCCGGUCCGUCGCCGACGACGGCGCGGGAGCCACAGUGCUCUUCAGCGGAACGACUCGCGAUUCUUUCAGAGGCAAGCAAGUCACAAGACUCGAAUACGAAGCCUACUCGUCUCUCGCUCUCAAGACACUGCAAUCGUUGCUCGUCAAAGCGCAUACAUCUGCUCCCUUUGCAGAGAACCCCAUCCCACUGUCUGCCAAUGCAGACCCUCAAUCAAACGACUCGAGCGAGGACAGGAUCACACGAUGCUACAUUGCACAUCGGCUAGGUGCAGUCAGCGUGGGAGAGUGCAGCAUUCUGAUCGCGGUCAGCUCGCCGCAUAGGAAGGAAGCCUUUGCUGUGGCCGAGUGGUUGCUGGAAGAGGUCAAGAAGAAUGUGGCGGUGUGGAAGCGGGAAUUCUAUGCGACAGGAGAUGUUGUGACGGCACGCGACGGUGAUGCUGGACCUCUUGAUCCGAGUCGGGCGGAGACUGCAGACGCAAGUACAUCAGAUUGGAGCUGGAAAGCCAACUUUCCAGCAGCAUGA